UCAAUGCAGUGGCUAGCACUCGUUCAGAUUCGACACCAGUUGUUCAGACUUAAGAUUACCGGCGAGCGGUGGCCGGACAAGAUGACGCCUUUCCCUCUCCUGGCCGUCCUCCUCCUCAUCUGCCUCGGGGCCCCGCGCGCCGCCGCCGCCGGCAACCCGCCGGACCAGCCCGCGACCCCGACCCCGACCCCGUGGCCGCACCAGUUCCACGCGAAGCUCCUGAUGGACAACAAGGGCAACCUGUCGCUGGCCGACCUGUGGUACGACUGGCCGGGAGGCCGGAACCUGCACGUGAUCCGCUACCAGCUGGCCGCCGACGCGCCCUACUACGACGCCGAGUGGAACAACGGCACCUCCUUCUUCUACACGCCGGCGCGCCGCGCCUGCCGCUCCGCCGCCGUCGGCGUCGGCAUCCUGCGCCCCGACUGGCUCGCCCCCGGCGCCGCCUACCUCGGCCGCGCCCAAGCCGACGGCUUCGACUGCCACGUCUGGGCCAAGGCCGACUUCAUCACCUACUACGAGGAUGCCCAGACCAGGCGCCCCGUCAAAUGGAUCUUCUACACAGGGCGGACGGCGCAUGUGAUGAGCUUCGAGCCGGGGGCGGUGCUGGAGGACGCGACGGAAUGGCAGGCGCCCGACUACUGCUUCGCCGCCGGGAACGACCUCGCCUCCGAGCUUGAUGAUGGGCGCGACGAUGCGGGCUUGGUCCCCAGGAUCAGAAUGCCGUUCGAAGGCUAGUCUAUCUCAUCGUGGAACCGUGCGACCGUCGCUGGUACGCGCCUGGGCGCUCUCCAUGGUUUAGUUUGUAACAUGGCCGUGCUCUGCUCUGCUGAUCAAGUGCUUGUGUGCAACAUUGGUUUGCUUAAUCACAUUUUCUGGCAAACUGAAACUGGCAAUACUGUAGAAAGAGAGAGAUGGAGAUACAGUAGUCGUCGGCGCUGAAA
This is a messenger RNA of Triticum aestivum (bread wheat), 944 nucleotides long. RefSeq lists its product as uncharacterized. The transcript has 2 exons. Lineage: Eukaryota; Viridiplantae; Streptophyta; Magnoliopsida; Poales; Poaceae. The record is from RefSeq and is a predicted model, not a curated record. The coding region runs from base 4 to 738 and encodes 244 amino acids.